Molecule: messenger RNA, 1211 nt
Organism: Lacerta agilis (Sand lizard)
Lineage: Eukaryota; Metazoa; Chordata; Lepidosauria; Squamata; Lacertidae
Gene: SH3GL1
Product: SH3 domain containing GRB2 like 1, endophilin A2
Exons: 10
Coding region: 65-1171 (368 amino acids)
Biological process (GO): synaptic vesicle uncoating
Cellular component (GO): cytoplasm; presynapse; glutamatergic synapse
Molecular function (GO): protein binding
Source: RefSeq, a predicted model, not a curated record
CUGCCUCUUGUUUGUUUCCCCCCACCGCGGUGAGCUAGUUUUUCCGUAACUACAAGGAGGCACCAUGUCUGUGGCCGGGCUAAAGAAGCAGUUCUACAAAGCCAGCCAGAUGGUCAGCGAGAAGGUUGGAGGAGCCGAGGGCACCAAGCUAGAUGAAGACUUCAAAGAAAUGGAAAAGAAAGUGGAUCUCACCAGCAAGGCUGUUACAGAAGUCUUGGCUAGGACUACGGAAUACCUCCAACCCAAUCCUGCAUCCCGGGCCAAGCUGACCAUGCUAAACACCGUGUCCAAGAUCCGAGGGCAAGUGAAGAACCCAGGAUACCCGCAGUCGGAAGGCCUUCUCGGAGAGUCCAUGAUCCGUUACGGCAAGGAGCUGGGCGAAGACUCCAAUUUCGGCGACGCGCUGCUCGACGCUGGCGAGUCCAUGAAGCGCUUGGCCGAGGUUAAGGACUCUCUGGACAUUGAAGUCAAGCAGAAUUUCAUCGACCCCCUUCAGAACUUGUGCGACAAGGACUUGAAAGAGAUUCAGCACCAUCUGAAGAAGCUGGAAGGCCGGCGCUUAGACUUUGACUACAAAAAGAAGCGGCAGGGGAAGAUCCCGGACGAGGAGCUGCGGCAAGCGCUGGAGAAGUUCGAGGAGUCCAAGGAAGUGGCGGAGACGAGCAUGCACAACCUCCUGGAGACAGACAUUGAGCAAGUCAGCCAGCUGUCAGCGCUUGUGGACGCCCAGCUGGAUUAUCACAGGCAAGCGGUGCAGAUCCUCGACGAGCUCGCAGACAAACUCAAACGCAGAGUGAGGGACACUUCCUCGCGCCCCAAGCGGGAAUACAAGCCGAAACCGAGGGAGUCCUACGAGUUUGGAGAGAGCGACCAAUCCAACGGAGGCUUUUCCUGCAACCCCGCCCCCAAAGUCUCAGCUUCCUCCUCUUUCCGAUCCGAAAAACCAUCGCGGACCCCCAGCAGGAUUUUUUCUGCUCCUUUGGACCAGCCGUGUUGCAAGGCGCUGUACGACUUCGAGCCGGAGAACGACGGCGAGCUGGGCUUCAAGGAAGGCGACAUCAUCACCCUGACCAACCAGAUCGACGAGAACUGGUACGAGGGCAUGAUCAACGGCCAGUCGGGGUUCUUCCCCCUCAACUACGUGGAAGUUUUGGUCCCGCUACCUCAGUGAAAGGCGACACACACACACACACACACACGACCCCGCUCUC